Lycium barbarum (goji berry) is the source of this 867-nucleotide messenger RNA. Its product is annotated as guanylate kinase 2-like. Bases 1 to 657 code for a protein of 218 amino acids. Gene Ontology annotation, molecular function: GMP kinase activity. Lineage: Eukaryota; Viridiplantae; Streptophyta; Magnoliopsida; Solanales; Solanaceae. The record is from RefSeq and is a predicted model, not a curated record. Gene Ontology annotation, cellular component: cytosol. The transcript has 4 exons.
AUGAGUCGAACUGGUGAGACGGGGGACCGAACGAAGAAGGUUACAAGAACAUCGGUGGGCACUCCAUUUGUUAGAGAACAGGAAAAGGCUUUAGGGAAUGAGGUGGUUGCCUGGAGCAAAGGAGUAUCGGGCGAUGUUGAGAAGCCAAUUGUCAUUAGUGGCCCUUCUGGAGUGGGUAAAGGUACCUUGAUAUCAAAGCUAAUGAAAGAAUUUCCAUCCAUGUUCGGAUUUUCUGUGAGCCACACAACUCGAGCACCAAGAGAAAAGGAGCGGAAUGGGAUUCAUUAUUAUUUUACUGACCGCAAUGUAAUGGAGAGAGGGAUAAAGGAUGGCAAGUUCCUCGAGUUUGCUUCCGUUCAUGGUAAUCUCUAUGGAACCAGUGUAGAAGAUGUUGAGGUGGUUGCUGAUGCUGGCAAGGUAUCCCUGCUUCCAUUUCCAGAAUCAAUAGAUUUAUCCAGCGAACUUUCAGUGUCAAAGAUUGAUCAAAAGCUUCUGAUCAACUCUAGUGCUGUUGAACAUGAAAAGGCAUCAAACAACAUGUACGUUCAGGACUUAUCUUUGCUCAAAGGAGGAGCCCCAGGACGGACAAGAGGACUAAACAUGUACGCCAACUGUGAGAACCAGCUGAGCUCUAAUAUCACACAUCCCAGAACUUAGUGGUAUCCAGUUCUGUUUCAAAGUUGUUUUUCUUCUUUAAGUCAAACGCAGAGGGCUCGAACCCCUUUGAGAGAACCACAGUUUUUUUAUUUCCUGAUAUCAAUGUAGAAAGAGAUCUAUGAUGGAUCUUGCUAACCUAGUACUACUCCCUCUGUCCCGCUUUAUGCGUUGCAGUUACUUUUUCAACAAGUUUAUUCAGUUCUCAUAGAA